AAGGGCAGACCUCAGGCAAACAAAAUACAAACAAUACUGAACAUUUCAUGUACGCGUCAAUAUGCCUACGUUAUUUUUAAAUGGACAUUUGGCUAUUACUGUGAAGUGGAUUCAAGUAAGGUGUGGAAACCUUAUAUAACCUGUACAACCUGAUGUCGAGUCAUAUCCACUGACCAAUAAAUAAAACCUGAGGAACGGUCACGGCACAUUCGCACGGAACUUCACUUCCCAUAAAUCCGCCUGCGUCAUUACUGUGCGACGCUAGAAAACUCGACAAUAAGCAAGAUUCAUCUGGUUUGUUUACUCUUGCGUUUGUGCAGUAUAAACUCUUUAUUACGCCAAAUCUGUAGCAUGUUGGAGUCAACCUUCUGUAUGUAUACCUAUUAACUGUUAUCUUUCAAACUGCUCCAAGCAAACUUAGAAAACGGAAGCCAGACUACUGACACAGCCAGCUUCUGAACCCCCGCUGUUGCUGGACGACAUCUGAAAUUAGCUCACCUAGCUAGCAUUGUCUCUGCUGCAAAAUCAUCCAAAUGAUCAUGGCUUCAGACGGCAUCAGUGUGUCUUUCUUGAAGUACGAACUCGCCUCUACCAUCGACCAGGCGGUAAGGUGCGCGGUGGAGACGGUUUUGAAGGAGACCGCGCGGAUCGUCGGUGCUAGACUAACUGCGGCGCGUAACGCCGCCGCGGAGUCGCACCGGGAGAACCAGACCCUGCGGGAGAGACUCGACGUCUCCGAGAGCGAACUCAAGGCGGUGCGUUACUACAUGACAGCCGCCGAGAAAAACAUAAAACAGUGCUUGCUCCUGAAUCAGAACCAGCCGAGAUCAAACGCGCUGCGCCCGAGCGCAGACGACUCUGCGUUUGACUUUCCCGCAGACGCCCCCGAUAGCAACCUGAUGCUCCCGCACGGCAGAGAGUUUGCGCGGAAAUCCUUUCGAAGUUCGUCAGGAAGGGUUCACUAUUCCAAAACUCUGCCCAGCGUUGGCCUUUGUUUGCCGACAGUGCAGUCUGAUUGGCCCCGAAGCAGCAUCAACCGGAGGAGGAUUCGGACAUCAUCAGUAGUGAACAGCACGUCUUUUCUGAAUGACACCGCAACCUCUCGAGCCCCGCUGGAAACGGAUUCGGUAUUGCCGAGAACCGAAGAUACAGAAGACCAGUUUUACAUCACCGAAGAGGGUGUAGCCGACAAAGAAUACAAAGCUUCUGCCAGCACAGUGCAGGAUUUUGAGAGAGUGCCAGAAGGGCAAGAGGCAGCGGGGAAAGACCCCGGUGAGCCGUCCGACAUCGGUGACUUUGAGUUCGAGAUGGGCGCCCCUGCAGGGAAUGUUAAUGAGUUGGGUCUCAUCCAGGUGAUGGACGCUGACGAGGAGAUCAAACAGGGUGCCGUCAAAAUCGAAGACGAACCCGAGCCUCAUUCCGUAGAGCCCCCAACCCUUGACCCAGCAAUGGUUUCCUCUUCCUCCUCCUCCUCCUCGUCCCUGUCCCGUGCUCAGCCCCAGAUAAUUUCCCCAUUGGCACCUGCUGGUGAGGCUGAAAUACCCCCAGGCCUGGUGCCUCCUGUGGAAGGCGAUGCGGGGUUGGCAGGCCUGGCGGAGCCGCGGCGGGACGGGGCCGACAAGGUGCACCGCUGCAACGUGUGUGGGCGCGGUUUUCGCCGCUUCUACUGCCUGAAAACGCACCAGCGCAUCCACACGGGCGAGCGGCCAUAUCCAUGCCGCUACUGCGAGAAGCGCUUCCGCCACCUGGACAGCCUGCACAAGCACCAGCGCAUCCACACGGGCGAGAGGCCAUACCGCUGCGCUCUGUGCGGCUGCUGCUUCCGCGAGCUAGGCCAGCUCAAGAAGCACCGCCUCAAGCACUCGCCCACUGCCAACGCCGUUGGGGGUGGAGGCCCCUCGGCCGGCCCCCACCACACCCUCUCCCUGCUCCCGCCCACCACCUCCUACGUCUGGCCCCACCUCAACUCCCAGUCCCUGGAUUCAGUCUGAACGCCUGGGCCAGAGGUAGGGGAGCUGCCCCAGUUUAAGAGAAGAGUGCCUGGGUAACCCUUUGUUCGACAGCACAGUUUGAAACUAGUUGUGCUGUUGCAAAAAUCUAGAAAUGUUAGUAGUAUAAGUGUGUAGGUGGUCAUUUAAAGCUGCAUUGUACAUGUUAGAAUGUAUAAGAUACUCCACAUCCAUAAAGAAGUAAUAGCUCAUAAUCAAACUAACAAAAAACAAAACAAUGGUACAGAUUAAGAUGCAUUAAUGGUUGGGUAUGUGUGGACCAAACAGAUAAAAAAUAUAUAUAUCCAUUGCUAUGUUUUAAGUAACAAAGAAAUGUUUUGUCUGUGAUCACCUAAAGAGAUUGAACUUGCCUCUUUCAUCUUGUUUAAAAUUUUAUGAGUCAUGUAUAAAAUUUACAGAUUGUAGCUUUCAUGAGUUUUGUGUUUGAUACACCGGUACUCCUCUACAAUAUAGAUGUUUGACUCUUUGACUGCUUUGUGUAUAAUGUGUCAUAAAAUUAUUAAAUGUUUUUCGCUCCCA
Molecule: messenger RNA, 2528 nt
Organism: Electrophorus electricus (electric eel)
Lineage: Eukaryota; Metazoa; Chordata; Actinopteri; Gymnotiformes; Gymnotidae
Biological process (GO): regulation of transcription by RNA polymerase II
Molecular function (GO): RNA polymerase II cis-regulatory region sequence-specific DNA binding; DNA-binding transcription factor activity, RNA polymerase II-specific
Source: RefSeq, a predicted model, not a curated record